CUGCAACACAAACACACACUCAGACCUAUGAGCACAACGUCGGUACAAACACACAUCGCCCCAAGAGUCUUUUGGCCCCUUAUUCCCCUGAUGGUCAUUAACCUGGAGCCAGUUAGAGAGAGAGGCGUCCUCCAUAUUUCAACUCAGUGUGUUUUAGAAUCUCCAUCCCCGUCCUUUCUCCCAAGGGCCACCCCGUCCCCUCCCUGAGUCCCAUUUCCAUUUUGCCCUGCGAGAACACACACCGAGCACCCUCGGUGGCAUACACACCACUACAGCCUGUAUUUCUGCGACUUUAGUCGGGCUGUGCAGAAAUUCAGCGGCACGAUGUCCGCUCUCCCAAAAAAUGAAUCCCCGGCUGUGUGUUGGAGCGGUAAAAGGUGGCGGUGGCCCCUGGAGGAGAGGUCAGCGUGGCAGCUGCCAGUGGGCUCUUGCUGUGGCGGGGAGGCUGAGUCGGGCUGAGAGGAGGUCUGUCAGGAGCUAAUUGAGUUCGUCCUACCAGCGCUGACUCUGGGGCCAGUGGCUUAUCAGGCCACAUCGCCUGGGGCCCUCCAGACAGAUCUGCCCCUACUGGGGCAUCUGAUAUCACCAUCACCCUGCCUGCAGAUGUCAACCCCCACCAUCACAACACACACCCCUUCCCCUCCACUUACCCAGUCUGAUCAGGUAGCAAGGAUGUGACACUCCGGGAUGAGGCUGCUGAAUAGAAUGGCCGCUGAUGACCGGCACCUGCCCUCCAGUUGCGGGUCCUACAUCAAGACGGAGCCGUCCAGUCCCUCCUCGGUCAUCGACACGGUCAGCCACCACAGCCCCAGCGGCAACUCAGACGCCAGCGGCGGCUAUGUCAGCGCAAUGAACAGCCACUCCAACGGUCUGGACUCUCCGCCCAUGUUCACCCCCGGCGGGCUCGGGGCCGGCACCUGCCGCAAGCGCUACGAUGACUGCUCCAGCACCAUCAUGGAGGACUCGUCCAUAAAGUGCGAAUACAUGUUGAACUCCCUCCCCAAGAGGCUGUGCCUGGUCUGUGGAGAUAUAGCCUCGGGGUAUCACUAUGGGGUGGCUUCUUGUGAGGCCUGCAAAGCCUUUUUUAAAAGGACAAUACAAGGUAACAUAGAAUACAGCUGUCCUGCCACAAAUGAGUGUGAGAUCACAAAACGGAGACGCAAAUCAUGUCAGGCUUGUCGCUUCAUGAAAUGCCUCAAAGUGGGGAUGCUCAAAGAAGGUAAGAAGAGGGUUCGUCUGGACCGCGUGCGUGGGGGCAGACAGAAGUACAAGCGGAGGCUGGACGCGGAAAACAACCCGUACCUGGGCUUGACGCUCCCCCCUCCCACCAAAAAGCCUCUGACAAAGAUAGUGUCUCACCUGUUGGUGGCGGAGCCGGAGAAGAUCUAUGCCAUGCCUGACCCCACCAUGCCGGAGAGCGACAUCAAGGCUCUGACCACGCUGUGCGACCUGGCUGACCGCGAGCUCGUGGUCAUCAUCGGCUGGGCCAAGCACAUCCCAGGCUUUUCCUCUCUCUCUCUGGGAGACCAGAUGAGUUUACUGCAGAGCGCCUGGAUGGAGAUCCUCAUCCUCAGCAUCGUGUUCCGCUCGCUGCCGUACGAGGACGAGCUGGUGUACGCCGAGGACUACAUCAUGGACGAGGAGCACUCGCGGCUGACGGGCCUGCUCGACCUCUACGUCUCCAUCCUGCAGCUGGUCCGCAAAUACAAGAAGCUCAAAGUGGAGAAGGAGGAGUUCGUCACCCUCAAGGCCAUCGCGCUCGCCAACUCAGACUCCAUGCACAUAGAGGACAUGGAGGCGGUCCAGAAGCUUCAGGACGCUCUCCACGAGGCCCUGCAGGACUUCGAGAGCGGCCAGCACCAGGAGGACCCGCGGCGGGCGGGCAAGCUGCUCAUGACCCUGCCUCUGCUGCGGCAGACGGCCACCAAGGCGGUGCAGCACUUUUACAGCAUCAAGGUGCAGGGAAAGGUGCCCAUGCACAAACUGUUCCUGGAGAUGCUGGAGGCCAAGGUCUGAUCGGAGGGUGGCGGAUCGGCCACGGCGAUGGCGGAGGGCUGCGUUAGCGAUACAGAAAGUGACUUGAACCAAGGCGGCGGGUACUCAGGAGAAGGAGACCCCCACUGACUGUGCUAUAGGCAGGAGAGUGACUGACCUCUCUCGCUCCUCCUCCUCCUCCUCCUGGAACCCCGGGACACUAAUUAAAAAAGAAAUGCAAAACUUGGUUAUUAGUAUAAAUAUAAAAAUGAUGCAGAUUAAUUUAAAAUAUAUAAGAAAUACUAUGUACAGUAAUAAUUUUUUUGGUUUUUGUUAAUUGUCAGUGCUGUAUAUGAAGAAGGACCCCUCUGCCCCUCAGCAUCUUCAGAAUAAGUAGUUGCCAGUUCUUGAUAACAAGAUAAAGAGGUUUCUUUUUUUUUUCAGAGAACUAAAAGUUCCUUAAAAUUUGUUCUGAAGACAGCAGAGGUGUCAAAAACCAUAAACAGACUCACUUGUCUCACAGCUGUGUUUUUUUUCCUGGACUUGACCAGGACGUGUAUAUAUUUAUUAAUGGAAGACUGAGUGUACAGUUCAAAGUCUGGUGAACUUGGUGGCCAUUUUCUCUUGUUCUCCUCCUGGAAAAAAAAUGAACUAAAAUUGUUACCUAAAUGUGAACUCUUUAUCAGUUUAAAUGUCCUUGGAUAUACCUCUCAAGAGCAGUAAGCCGUGUGAUCUUUGUGGAUCUGUCUCAGACUGGAAGACUUGCUGGUCCCAUGUUUAACCAAACUAGCAUAGGCAGGUACAAGUAGUCAGUCGUCUUAUUCUGUAGUAACUCAGCAAUAAAAGGGAGCUGUGGGGAAUCUUUCAUGUGCUUUUCAAUGAUGCUGUUGCUAGAAGACCAUGCCUGUGUAUCCCAGUCCCACCAGUGGGACACACCGCUGCACCGCUGCUGCACACUAGUGUCCCUCCUCUCCUUGUGGUGGUUUGUGUCGGUGCUGUUUCAUGUAACCCAUUGAACUCCAAAUUUGGUCGUUGAUUUAAGCCCAUGGAAAUUGCCACUUGGCAUGCAAAUAGAUGACCUGAUUCGGGGCUAGGUGAAAGAUGAUCAGCGCGUUUUGCCGUGGCGGUAUCAAAGGAUUUAUGCCGAGUGGCAGAAGUCCAGGAGAUUCCUUGUUCAAACAAUCAGAGGCCCAUAUGUCAGCCGCUCUAUUUUGGGCCCCUUUAAGCCCGUGGCAGAGUCAUCCCACACACAGGGAGCAAGGUGCCCAGCAUCUGCUCUCACCAUUUUAGACACCUCCCGUCUUUUAAUAGCCGUGCCUGCAUUUAUAGAGCUUCGACCAAACAGAGGUAAAUGGCAGGUGCAGAGCGGGAGUGGUGGCACUUCACACUGGGUUUAUUUUUAACCCAGCGGGAGGUUGUUGUCUGCGCGGCCUCCCUCCAGGAGUACACGUGGAACACUUCUUCUUGACCUCAUGUUGACACAGUGGCCAGUGCAGAGUAACACCCUUCCCACCGGAGGCAGGCAGGCAUCCGCGAGGAGAUCUCGGGAUGUCCAAGCAUGUGAAUAGCUAUGCAAGAAACAGUGAUCUGUGGUGGGAGAGAGAGAUCUCGGUCUCCCUUCUCCCUGUGUCUAGCUACCAUUACACUGGUUGGGAGUAAUACUGUCCAGUCCAGCAGAGCCGCUCGUCUCCAUGUGAGGGAGAACAUGUUGGACGUGAACGCUUAUACUACUGAAGGAUUUUAUGUGAUGUGAUAAAUUGUGGCCCUGUCACAAUAAUAUGAUACUGUGAUCAAAGGAAUCCCUGACAUUGCAGCAGGGUAGAGUUGCCGCCAUGCUUGCGAUAUCAAUGGCUAGCACUGAUCCAGCGGCCGGCAUGCCUUUUAUACAGCAGCCUGAUUGGCCACGUACCGGGGGGACGACCACCCACUCCAGCACCCAAUCACCCCCAACUUGAACUAGCCGCUGUCCAGUUAACAAGCUCCACUGUAGAGGGUGACAAUAGAACUUGUACUAUUUCACUGUUGUGCAAUGCAACAGGGACCAAUUCUGACUGGAACCAUGCUAAAAGCAUGCUUUUACUUGGAUUUGGGAGAAUUUGUACGCUAUCAAGUGACAUAUUCUAAAUCCCUCUAAUCAGAAACAUGUAUCCUGUAUAGCAGAAGAACUAUAUUUGAUUUGCUCCACUGAUUAAAAAAAAAAAAAACUUUUGUGCUUGUUUCAAUAAAAGUGCAGCAUAAAUAAAAGACUUUUGCAGAAAAUCUUUACAACUAGAAUUUUGUAGUGGCCCAAGAUGAUCAGCCAUAAGAAUCAUAAUAACGGGAGUCCUGUCAUCUCCCUUUUUUUUCUUUUUACCUUGCAAUAUGGCACUGUAAAAGAGAACAUGUCUUACAUUACAAGCUGUGUCUAAGUGUGUAAAUAUAUCAGCGUCAAUAAAGUAGGUUGCCGAAAUACCAUUGAAAAUAAAGUAUGCAGCGCCCUGCUGACUACUACCUCAUUAUCACAUUGUCAAUAUUUCUCUGAUUCAACAUGUUCUGCUCUUUAUCAUCCUCACAUGUCUGUGACAUACCUGAGCCAUCCAUGUUUUUAUCAAAAAAACUGUUUCUCUCCCUCAGUGCUCCUGCCAAAAUAUUUGUAAUUGUAGUUACCGAUCUUCUCUUCCCACUCAUUCUUCAUAGAUCUGUUUGUAAAAGUAAAGCAUGCUUCACGUUGACCACACGAUUUGGCCAUCAGUGGGUGUGACGCCCCAUUUUGGUUACUAAGCGGGUAUGUGUUUUUAUGAACAUCAAUGUGUCAGAAUUGGUCCCUUGAUGAUAAAUUGCGGACGGGGGCAGGUAACUGAUUUCCUGCUUCUGUGCUAUGAGUAUUUAUGGUGUGAAAUAUAUCAUUUGGCAAUGGUGUACAUUGAUAUCUCUGAUCGUUGAAUCACCAAUAUCUGUGUAACUUUUACGUUUUGAUUUUCAAAAAGGUAAAGGAUCAAUGAAUUAAAUACUACCUGAACUCUGUGAUUA
Messenger RNA from Sebastes umbrosus (honeycomb rockfish), 4983 nucleotides. It is a transcript of the gene esrrb, whose product is annotated as estrogen-related receptor beta. Gene Ontology annotation, molecular function: zinc ion binding; steroid binding; DNA-binding transcription factor activity. NCBI's taxonomy places the organism in Eukaryota, Metazoa, Chordata, Actinopteri, Perciformes, Sebastidae. Gene Ontology annotation, biological process: regulation of DNA-templated transcription. The coding region runs from base 688 to 2016 and encodes 442 amino acids. Gene Ontology annotation, cellular component: nucleus. The record is from RefSeq and is a predicted model, not a curated record. The transcript is spliced from 7 exons.